Messenger RNA from Symbiodinium sp. CCMP2592, 1875 nucleotides. The record is from the annotation of a GenBank genome assembly. NCBI's taxonomy places the organism in Eukaryota, Dinophyceae, Suessiales, Symbiodiniaceae.
AUGUGGUACAUCACCGGGCCGAAGUUGGCACAGCGUGCGGCGCGUCAUGCAUGGCAGGGCGAUGGCAAGGAGGAGAAGAUAUCUGACGCGUAUGCACGGGCUGGAGAUCAACGCUACCCUCUGGAUGUGCAGGAUUUCCUUAAGCUUCUGCGCCGCAAGUGUGGCAGCGUUGUUCGGGCGUGGCGGGUGGCUCUGGACAAGGAUGGGGGCAGCGAGCUGGAGUUCUGUGAGUUCGUAAGCGCAGUGCGCCAGAUGGGUUCAGGUUCAGGGCAGAAUGCGCGCAGCCUCUGGUUCAAUCUGGACGUGGAUCAAAGUGGUACUCUGAGCCUUUACGACUUGGAUCCGAUUGCCGCACAUGCCCUGGACAAGUUUCGUUAUCUCUGCACAAGUCGUUACGGCUCAAUCAAUGCAGCGUUUGAGCAGCUUCUCGAUACGAGCAAAUCUGGUGUCGUGACCCUGGAGAACUUCAUCGAAGCGGUCAGGGACCCUUUCGGAUAUGAGCCAGCUGUAGCCGAAGAGCUUUUCAACUGGCUGCGAUCGCGGCCUGGGACCCUUUUCCUCCGCAAGAGCGACCUGCAUUUCCUACAGAAAUGGGAGGACGCGAAGCGUGACAAGAAGGAGAAAGCUGGCACACUACAUGUGGGCUGGAUCAACCGGGACCCAUCUGCGGCAGUUGAAUAUCGGAAGAUGGCGGACAAGCUUGCUGAGAAAGGCGGGCAAUCAAAGAUGGAGCACCGAGUCUCCGAGACGCCGUUCACUGCCACGGCGCUGGCCAUCGCCACGGCGACAGAAAAGGCUCAAGGGAACUCGGCGAGGUCCUCCGUGGAGGCACAGGCACAGCCGGCCCAGCCGGCCCCGCCGGCCCAGCACAGGCCGGAAACUCCAGGCAAGAAGGGCGCUUCAAGGGUGGAGGCCCCUGCAACGACGGCGGCCAUUGCCAGUGCGCAGGAGACAGUGGGUUGCUACGCCAUGAGACUGGCUUCAGAUAAUGAGAACAGCGCUACCAAGUUCUUGAAGUAUCUUCUGGACCGCUUCGGGUCUCUAGCAGCUGCCUGGGAUGCAAUGGAACCCGGAGAGGUGGGAGAGAUUCGCAAGAGCGCCUUCGAGUACGUCGUGUGCUUCAAACUGGGAUACUGCAGGAACACUGAUGCACGUCGGCUUUUCGAAGCCUUGCCCAAGAAGGACUCGCAUCGCCUGACCUGGCGGGACCUCGGCCUGAAGCCGGAUGAAUGGCUGGGUUUUCUUACGCAGAAGAAGUGGCAGAAAUCCCUGCUGAUGGUGGAGGAGCGUGUGGGCCAGGCAGCUGCUUUGAAGGGUGUGAAACGCAUAAACCGUCAGGAGAUGAAGAAGUGCGACGGAGAUGGUGCUCGGCUAGCCUUGGAGCGACACUACCGACGAUCAAAGCUGCACGGUCAUCAGCUACAGCUCGAGCAUCUUCUGCUGCAGUUGGAGUUGAUCGGGAGAUUGCUCGAAACCAUCGACGCCCUUCCUGGAUGCCCCAACCAUGCAGACCAGCCCAUGCUGCCGCUUCUGGCCUCGCUGGCUCGCAAGCGGCAGGCAUCGGCGCCUGCCAAGGAUGGCCAAAGCAGCCACAAGGAUGGCGGUGAUGCCGUGAACACGAAGAAGACGCCUUUGAGGAAGGCAAAGGCGAAGAUGAAAGCAAAGAAGGGAGCGCCGAUGGAGGUUUCGUCACGACGGGCAACACCACCUCCUCGAGCAGCCGCAGCACGGAGCGGUGCAAAGGCCUAUGUGCUCUUGGCGUGUCUGGCGUGGCAAUUGGCGAGAGCUCGCGGAGCAGUGCUUGAGCUAAGUCUUGCUUUUAGCAGAGAGGAAGAUGGCUACUCUCCGGUUCGUGGAGGGGGGGAUGUGAAUUAA